Molecule: messenger RNA, 1209 nt
Organism: Syzygium oleosum
Lineage: Eukaryota; Viridiplantae; Streptophyta; Magnoliopsida; Myrtales; Myrtaceae
Product: reticulon-like protein B3
Exons: 5
Coding region: 155-949 (264 amino acids)
Source: RefSeq, a predicted model, not a curated record
GUUUCUGGAGAGAGAGAGAGAGAGAGUGAGAGAGAGUUUCGGCAAGGAGGAAGCUUUCCCGACUCGGUAGGCGUUGUCGAAGUGCGUCGGAGGGGAUUAGGGUUUGGUGCGGUGAUUUUCGUUCCCGGGGUGGGGGGACCUCUGCCUGAUUCCGAUGGCCGAUCACGAGGAGGCGAAGGGCGGCGAGUCGCUGCUGGACAAGAUCUCCGAGAAGAUCCGCGGCGGCGGCGGCGGUUCGUCCUCGCCGUCCGAUUCCGACGACGACAAGCCGUUGGAGGCGGCGAAGGCCCAGGGCAAGGCGCCGCCGUCGCCGCCGCCGCCCAAGGUCUUCCGCCUCUUCGGGAGGGAGCAGCCCGUGCACAAGGUCCUCGGCGGUGGCAAGCCGGCUGACGUGUUCCUAUGGAGGAACAAGAAGGUAUCAGCUGGCGCGCUGGGUGUUGCGACUGUGAUAUGGGCUCUGUUCGAGUUGGCGGAAUACCACCUGCUAACUUUGGUUUCCCACUGCUUGAUUCUCGCUCUGGCGGUCCUGUUCUUGUGGUCUAAUGCGCACACAUUUAUCCACAAGACCCCACCGCGCAUACCUGAAGUGUCUAUUCCAGAGGAGCCAGUCUUACAAUUUGCAUCUGUACUGAGACUUGAGAUAAACCGGGCGUUCUCUGUAUUGAGGGAUAUUGCAUCUGGAAAAGAUCUUAAGAAGUUCUUAUUAGUGAUUGCGGGCUUGUGGCUAUUGUCAAUCGUGGGCAAGUGGUGCAACUUCUUAACCUUGUUCUACAUAGUCUUUGUAUUGCUGCACACUGUGCCUGUGCUGUACGAGAAGCAUGAGGACAAGGUCGAUCCAUUUGCGGAGAGGGCAAUGGGUGAACUCAAGAAGCAGUAUGCUGUCUUCGACACCAAGGUCUUGAGUAAGAUCCCAAGGGGGCCGUUGAAGGAUAAGAACAAGGUGGCUUGAAUCUGGCUGGCCCAUGUCUUUUAAUGAAAGAAUUUGGUAGCUUUGGUGUUCUGUCCAUGCUCUGUGAAAUUUAUAUUUAUUGUCUAGAACCCAGUCUUCAUCUUUUGUUUCUCCGAGUCUUUGGGUUCACCUGAAAUGGCACUAUUUACACUAGGUUAUGCUGCUGCUUAUGGGUUUAUAAGCUUUAGGGGUCAUAUGGUCAAUGCAUUGUACAUCGGUUGAAUUUACUUUUAUGGAGAAAUAGUCGUUAGUUUGGCUUA